Eremomyces bilateralis CBS 781.70 is the source of this 1041-nucleotide messenger RNA. RefSeq lists its product as uncharacterized. The transcript has 3 exons. The coding region runs from base 1 to 1041 and encodes 346 amino acids. NCBI's taxonomy places the organism in Eukaryota, Fungi, Ascomycota, Dothideomycetes, Eremomycetales, Eremomycetaceae. The record is from RefSeq and is a predicted model, not a curated record. Gene Ontology annotation, molecular function: RNA binding.
AUGGCCCCCAGAGCUCACACCGGCCAUGGCGCCACGCGUUCAGAGACAGGAACGCAACUCAUCGUCAUCAAAGGACUUCCCCGGAGUUUCGAUUUCAGGCUCUUGAAAGACAACGUCCGGACGAUGUUGCCUCACUCCAUUCCCGGCUGGACUGUCCAAAAGGGUUGUGGAGGAUACAUUUCACUGACUUCAGUAAAAGAUGCUAAAGUGGUGUACGCUGGGUUCACUAAAAGGAGCCGUGGCGGUCGACCCCUCAGUGUUCAUCACUUCGACACGAGCGGGGCUCCCCCGCAACUCCUCCAGUGCAACUGUUACCCUUUCGCAUCUUGUCCUCAUCGCGGACUCUCUCCUCCAGGGCACAAGUGCAAUUGUCUCCCUGGGACCUGCAUGUGGAGUCCAUCCGCCUCCGUCCCACCGGGAAGCAUGUCCCUUGCCAACAGUUCUAGUGUCUCGCUUGGUUCAGACAUUACCUCUGUGUCCUCCUCUCCGGCUACAUCGACUUGUUCGGUGAACGAUAUGGUUGGGGUACCUAUUCCAGCUGCUGUGGUGUACGCCCCAGCGCAAAGAAAUUCUGUGCCCGUCUAUUCCGUGCCAGUAUUUGUUCCAGAGGCUGCUUCGACCAACCCGUAUACGACCAACAUCACACCUCCGUCGUCCUCGAGAUCCAACUACCCCAUAUAUACCACUUCGAAUGGCAUUCCGGUCAAUGUUGUUAAAGGAGUUGUCCGAACCGAGUGUCGCGGCGUCUUCUUGUCGAAUUUGCACUUCUCUGUCAGCAAGGCUGACAUUGAGCGACUCCUCCGACCUUUUGGCACGGUUAACAAAUGCGUCGUUCGUCGCAAUCCCUCCACAAAAGGACGAUUCAAGCUGACUGCCACGGCGUUGUUUGAUUUUGGAGGCCAAGCAGAUGCUGCAGUGGCGGCACUCCAGAAAUCCGAGUUCAAGGGGAGGACGCUCGAAAUCCACUUGGACCGUGACGAAACUGUCACGAUGCCUCUGAUUGCACAUGGCGCCACGAUGAGUCAAGCCCACAGCAACUGA